Molecule: messenger RNA, 697 nt
Organism: Sceloporus undulatus (fence lizard)
Lineage: Eukaryota; Metazoa; Chordata; Lepidosauria; Squamata; Phrynosomatidae
Gene: LACTB2
Product: lactamase beta 2
Exons: 4
Coding region: 60-479 (139 amino acids)
Cellular component (GO): mitochondrial matrix
Molecular function (GO): RNA endonuclease activity; single-stranded RNA binding
Source: RefSeq, a predicted model, not a curated record
UUGCCUUUUUUUUUUUCUUCUUCAGAGUUUUAUAUACACCUGGGCAUACAGAUGAUCACAUGGUUUUACAUCUCCUAGAAGAAAAUGCAAUAUUUUCUGGUGACUGUAUUUUAGGGGAAGGAACAGCAGUGUUUGAAGACCUUUAUGAUUACAUGAAAUCAUUGGAAAAGCUACUGAAAAUGAAAGCUGAUUUAAUAUAUCCUGGACAUGGUCCAGUAAUAAAAGAAGCAAGAACCAAAAUACAAGAAUACAUUUCUCACAGAAAUGCACGCGAACAGCAAAUCCUAAGUGUCUUAAAAGAGAAUACUGAAAAAUCUCUCACUGCAGAGGAACUUGUGAAAAUUGUAUAUAAGGACACACCUGAACAUUUACAUAAAGUUGCAGAAAUAAAUCUAACACAUCACUUGAAGAAACUAGAAAAGGAAGGGAAAGUGUCAUAUGAAAAUUCUCCCAACUUCAGGUGGAAAAGCAGUUUAUAAUUAUGACUGUAAGCGAAGUGUGAUGUUGGCAUUUAUAUUAUUCUUUAUCUUUUGUGAAAUUAAAACGAAUGAAAUUGUGUAAUGUCAAAACUGUAAUUUUUAAUGGAAAAGAUGCUUGAAUAUUCCCGUAUAGUCUUCCAAAAGAGCAAUUCUAUCAAAUCCAACAAAGUCAUUCUGCCCUCCAUCAGAAUUGAUCAAAUAAAGUGUUUAGAUAUGAA